GGGCUUUGCCCAUUUGAAAAAUGAAAUCCGCUCAAGUUACUGCCUUCGCGACUGUGGUCGUCAGCUGUUUGCUGCUUCUGGUGCUGCCCGUACAGUCGGCACCCGGUAAGCUGAACGGUCGAGUGGUCGGCGGCGAGGACGCGGCUAAGGCACAGUUUCCCCACCAAAUCUCCCUGAGGAACGGCGGCUCCCACAGCUGUGGCGGCUCAAUUUUGUCCAGGAACUAUAUCCUAACCGCCGCCCAUUGUGUGACAAAUCAGAAUGCGAACGGAACUCUCAUUCCCGUUGCCGCGGAGCGCUUCACCAUUCGAGCGGGCUCAAACGAUCGGUUCAGUGGCGGAGUCUUGCACCAGGUGGCCGAGGUGAUUGUCCACGAGGAGUAUGGAAGUCACCGAAACGAUGUGGCUCUGCUGCGACUGGAAACCCCACUGAUCCUGUCCAGCAGCAUCAAGCCCAUCGAUCUGCCCACCGCGGACACACCAGCGGAUGUGGAUGUCGUAAUUUCCGGCUGGGGAAGGCUCAAGCAUCAGGGUGAUGUGCCGCGUUACCUGCAGUACAACACCUUGAAAUCGAUAUCCUUGGACAAGUGCGACGAGCUGAUCGGCUGGGGAAUUCAGAGCGAACUGUGCCUGCUCCACGAGGCGAACAAUGGCGCCUGCAACGGGGAUUCCGGCGGUCCAGCCGUCUACAACAACCAGGUGGUGGGCGUGGCCGGGUUCGUGUGGUCCGCCUGCGGCACCAGCUUCCCGGACGGAUAUGCCAGGGUGCAUUUCCACAACGAUUGGAUCAGGAAGAACUCGGAUCUGUGAAGGAGAUGAAACCAAAAAGCAAUGAUACAAAAUGAUAGUUAAAUAAAACUUUGUGUACUUAUUUGCAAAUAAUCGAUAUUUGACUAUCGAUAUUGGACUAUCGAUAGAUUUUAAUUAGCAAAUGUUGCUUUAUAUAAGUUUUUGCCUAACAUAAGACAUCUGUAAAAUAUCAGGAAUUCUAUCGAUAGUAAACUGUGGGCUAAAAAUAUUUAUAUAAACUAGAGAUAUUCUUAUUGUAAAAGUACUAUCGAUAAUAUGACAGCUCUACAUUGAGCACCCUAAUGGGAUUUUUUUGGUUAAAUCACUAUUCUGUUUAAAAACGUACUUGGGUUUCAAAAUAUAUAUUUAAAUGACUUGA
Messenger RNA from Drosophila elegans, 1167 nucleotides. RefSeq names its product serine protease SP24D. Bases 21 to 809 code for a protein of 262 amino acids. NCBI's taxonomy places the organism in Eukaryota, Metazoa, Arthropoda, Insecta, Diptera, Drosophilidae. Gene Ontology annotation, biological process: proteolysis. Gene Ontology annotation, molecular function: serine-type endopeptidase activity. The transcript has a single exon. The record is from RefSeq and is a predicted model, not a curated record.